This is a messenger RNA of Ciona intestinalis (vase tunicate), 1677 nucleotides long. NCBI's taxonomy places the organism in Eukaryota, Metazoa, Chordata, Ascidiacea, Phlebobranchia, Cionidae. The record is from RefSeq and is a predicted model, not a curated record.
UUUUAUACAUUUUUAGGACUAUAAUCGUUAACUUAAUAAAUGCCAAAGAAAAAAUGAAAAAGUUUAGUUAUCUCAGAAAAACCCGCGUCACAAAACGGGGUUAUGACGUCACAGUUACUGUACUUUUUAAAAUUUUCUUGGCUUUUUUGUUCGGGGUGAUCAUUGGAUUUAAUAUCAAAGAUCUGAUGAUUCGGACGUGCUCAUCGAUUGCACCAAGGAAACCUACGAGUUAUGGGGUGGCGAAGUUGGAUCUUAUGUUAAGCCCAAAAUUUACGAAAUUACCAGACAAGUUUUUGACAAAUAUUCCACCGGAAAACGCUACACUUGCUUUCACAUUGAGACCGUGGAAAUACGUGGCACGCUAUAAGACCAACAAGUCGCAAUAUUUCAUGACUUUUCUAGUAAAAUCUGCGUCAUGGCUUGCUUUAAGAAGGUUCUUUGUUCGUAAGACGUGGGGAUCGGUGGACACCAUUAACGGGCAUCGGUUCGGUUUAAUCUUCAUCGUCGGUUCCACAACAAACGAGGAACAACAGAAGCUUCUUGAACAAGAGAACGCGAUGUAUGGCGACAUCCUGCAAUCUGACGUCAUAGACGAUUAUAUCAAUCUUCCGCGAAAGGUACUUUCUGCGUUUCAAUGGGUGACGUAUGAAGGGGGUAACAUAAGUGAUUAUUACGUCACAACGGACGACGAUUGUUCCAUCAACAUACCGACGUCAUACGAUUAUUUCGUCACAAACAAAACGGAAAAACUCGAAUACAUCCAUUGUGGAUAUAUUUAUGAUAAGGACAAUAAACCAGUCAGGAACCCUAAGUCCAAAUAUGGCAUGCCCCCCUCAAUUUACCCCUACGCCGCUUACCCCACUUUUUGUCACGGUGGUAUGACUGUGAUGUCAUACACCAUACUCCGAGAUCUCUAUAUGACGUCACAAGUUACAAAUUACGCGAACUUCCACCUGGAAGAUGUUUUGAUAACCGGGAUAUUGAGGGAAAAGUUAUAUAACUCGUCAAAUAUGGUGGUUCCUAAAGGUUACAACGGGUGGGGGGGUUCGAUUAGAAGGAAUGAACUCCUAGUGUGGCAUAUGGGGACAGCUAGGCGGCUGGACGUCGCUUUUGAGGCAAGAUGGCGCCGUAUUUGCUCAGGGUUAAGGAUUUUGUUUGUGGAUGAGACUUUGCUUGGAAAACAACCGAGCGCAGCGUGGCUAAACGCGACGUUACGCGGCGUUCCGUCGUUGCCUGGAAAAACGCUUACGGAAACGAUGUUUGAGUUUGGUGGGAAGUGGAAAAAGUUGCGGAGGAGCAGAGUGGGAGUAAAGGAGGUGGUUGUGAGGACGGUGGCGGAGGAGAGGGAGAAGGAGGAGGUGGAGAAAGUGGAGUGAGAGCAUUAGGAGGAAUGGGAUAACUGGACAGUUAAAGAGGAGGGAAGACAAUGGAAUGUUGGGGGAAGCUGUCAGAGCGUUAGGAGAAGAAGGACAAUCGGAGGAGUGGAACAUGUGGGGGCUUUUGAAGAGAAAGAAAAGAAAAGAUUUCCUCUGAGGUUAAUUUGAAUGACAGCGCACUUGUGACAUCAUAAAAUGAACAUCAUAUGUGAUAUUAUGGUAUAAAAGGACAAUUUUUUUUUGUGCUUUAUAUUUAUUCUCGCUUGGCGAUUCAGCAUAAUAUACCUCGAGUCUGCGCUUA